AUGAAUAGCAAUGAUGCUGAUGCAGAGACCGAGAAAUAUGAGGCUUUCAUGACACGGCUGGGCACCUUCGACAUGGAUCUGUUUGCGGAGACGGUCUACAAGCGCGUCAAGGACGUUGAGCACCUUGCCCGGAAACUUCAGCGAGAUGCGCGCGCGUAUAGGGAGAAGGCGCAUACCCUUCAGCGGGACUCACAUGAGAAGAUUGCCUUUAAACACUUCAAAGAGGGCGACCUCGCUUUGUUCCUGCCCACCCGAAACCAGACGGCUGGCGCAUGGGCUGCUUUCAACGUUGGCUUUCCUCAUUACUUUUUGCGGGAGACUGAUGCCCAUCGUCUGCGAUCCCGCGAGUGGCUCGUGGCUCGCAUUACAAGGGUACAGGAGCGCGUCGUGGAUCUCUCAAAGAGCAUGCACAAACAACUUCCUGAUACCGACUCAGUCAAUGGCGAAGAGGAUGAUAACCCCUUCCAGCUUUCCGAUGGCCUGCGGUGGUACCUGAUUGACGCGCACGAGGACAAGCCCGGCGCGCCAGCCACGCCUGGCCUGGGCAAGUCCACGAUCGCGACGAACAAUGUCGAGGCAAUGGCGGACAUGCACACACAUGCGCAGACGAAUGGCAAGGACAAGCAGCGCGCCAACACCCAUAGCAUCGAAGGUGUCAGCAAGGCGCUCAGCAAGAGCCUCGAAAGCCGCCGGAGCAGCUCCAACUCGAAACGGGCUCUUCCCUUUGCUGUAGGCGGCGGUGGUGCGGCACUUCUCAAGGGUAACGCGUUGGGCAGCGAGACAAAUUCUCUUCGCGCAGUCGCACCGGACACGCCGACCGAGACCAGCCAUCCCGAGGAUGGACAGUUGGGACCAUCGACGAACGGACACGAGCAGUCGGGACAGGUAGGGCAGGCAUCGAGCCCGCUUGCGGAAGAGGGUCAGCCCGAUAGACCCAGGUCGCCUGAGGUACGAAAUAUGAUCGAUUCUCUCGUUGGCCCUUAG
Molecule: messenger RNA, 984 nt
Organism: Colletotrichum godetiae
Lineage: Eukaryota; Fungi; Ascomycota; Sordariomycetes; Glomerellales; Glomerellaceae
Product: autophagy-related protein 11-domain-containing protein
Exons: 1
Coding region: 1-984 (327 amino acids)
Biological process (GO): reticulophagy; piecemeal microautophagy of the nucleus; autophagy of mitochondrion
Cellular component (GO): Atg1/ULK1 kinase complex; phagophore assembly site membrane
Molecular function (GO): molecular adaptor activity; protein kinase binding
Source: RefSeq, a predicted model, not a curated record